This is a messenger RNA of Gossypium arboreum, 366 nucleotides long. RefSeq lists its product as uncharacterized. Bases 1 to 366 code for a protein of 121 amino acids. The transcript is spliced from 2 exons. NCBI's taxonomy places the organism in Eukaryota, Viridiplantae, Streptophyta, Magnoliopsida, Malvales, Malvaceae. The record is from RefSeq and is a predicted model, not a curated record.
AUGACUGAAGAUAAAGUCCGCUUGAUUCGAGAUCGUCUGAAAGUGGCUUCUGAUAGACAGAAGUCCUACGCUGAUUUGAAGAGGAAGGACAUCGAGUAUUCUGUAGGGGCUAUGGUUUUUCUUAAGUUGGAGCUACCUUCAGAGUUAGAGCGCAUGCAUGAUGUGUUCCACAUCUCAAUGCUGAGACGCUACCGCUCUAAUCCCACGUAUAUUGUGUCUGUGGAAGAGAUUAAGGUUAGACCAUAUCUAACAUUCGAGGAGGAACCGGUUCAGAUCCUAGAUCGUGACGUUAAGGUUCUGUAUAAGAAAUCUAUCCCUUUAGUGAAGGUGUUGUGGCGGAAUCAUAGUACUGAGGAGGCCACUUGA